AGGAUGACGCGUUACGUCACGGUGGGCGGAAGUCCCGGCCGCUGUUUUGAAAUCAGGCCGCCGGAGUCUUUGAAGCACCUUUCAUCCGGGAGGCCGGCGGCAGCCCAGCGCCGGGCGAGGCCCCUGACGCUUACUCUCAGGCUCCGCUGGCCUAAGGCCGCAGCGUCGCCAUGUCCACCCCUCCGUUGGCGGCGUCGGGAAUGGCGCCGGGGCCCUUCGGCGGGCCGCAGGCUCAGCAGGCCGCCCGGGAGGUCAACACGGCGUCUCUCUGCCGAAUCGGGCAGGAGACGGUGCAGGACAUCGUGUACCGCACCAUGGAGAUCUUCCAGCUCCUAAGGAACAUGCAGCUGCCAAAUGGUGUCACUUACCAUACUGGAACGUAUCAAGACCGGCUAGCAAAGCUCCAAGACCAUCUUCGCCAACUUUCUAUUCUCUUCAGGAAGCUGAGACUGGUCUAUGACAAAUGCAACGAAAACUGUGGAGGGAUGGAUCCCAUCCCAGUGGAGCAACUAAUUCCGUAUGUGGAAGAAGAUGGCUCAAAGAAUGACGAUCGGGCUGGCCCACCUCGUUUUGCUAGUGAAGAGAGGCGAGAAAUUGCUGAAGUAAAUAAAAAACUCAAACAGAAGAAUCAACAGCUGAAGCAAAUUAUGGAUCAAUUACGAAAUCUCAUCUGGGAUAUAAAUGCCAUGUUGGCAAUGAGGAACUAAACUGAUAUUUAAAUUUCCUGCUUUACUUGUUAUGCCAUUCCCCACCCCCAAGUGUUUUUUCCCUUUGAAGAUUAUUUAUCUGCUUCUAUUCUACUCACUAGAAUUAAAGUUCCUGUUUUUACAUUGUAAUUUUACAUUAAAGUAUUCAUUGGCAGUUUUUUUUAAGCUAUUGAUUCUAUGAAAGAUUAUUAUAAUAAACUUUGAUAGGGCUUAUGUUUUGGUUAAUCUUCAUGAAUUGAAUUUUUUAAGCAAAGUAAUUAAGUUUUGUAAAUAAAUUUUUCAAUUUGA
Enhydra lutris kenyoni (northern sea otter) is the source of this 995-nucleotide messenger RNA. Its product is annotated as mediator complex subunit 30. The transcript is spliced from 4 exons. NCBI's taxonomy places the organism in Eukaryota, Metazoa, Chordata, Mammalia, Carnivora, Mustelidae. The coding region runs from base 171 to 707 and encodes 178 amino acids. The record is from RefSeq and is a predicted model, not a curated record. Gene Ontology annotation, biological process: positive regulation of DNA-templated transcription. Gene Ontology annotation, cellular component: mediator complex. Gene Ontology annotation, molecular function: transcription coregulator activity.